AUAAAAUAAGGGUGUUGUUUAAUUUGUUAUUGUUUAUUUGUGUUAAAGUCAAUUGAUACAAAUAUUGAAAAAAAAAAACUAAAAAAAACGAGAAAAAAAAAAAGAAAAGAAAAAGGUUAGACUAAAGAGGAAGCAAAUCAAAGCCAGCUUGAACGGAAGAAGCACUACAGUAGCAAUUGUGAAGGUCAAGUAAUGGUGUCUGUAAAGUGUAAUCAGUAAUAUAUGUAGUAGUACUGAACAAUUUGUAGAGCUUCAAAAAUGGCGAUGAUGAGAGGGAAAACAUGGAAGUUGAGCUUAUUCUUUUGCAUGAUCUGGGCAAUCACUAUACUCUAUGGCGAGAUGUUUGCUUACUGGGUUCCUUUUCUUUGGUCUUAUUCUUGGCCUCAUCAAUCCUCUUCUUCUUUGGGAAGUGAUACAUCGAGCGAAUACAUAAAAGUAGCUGUCAUCACUGACCCUCAGCUGAUGGACAGAACCUCCCAUGAUUUUGGUCCCAAAUCAGUUGCUUUGGAGAUUGCUACAUUUUAUUCUGAUCUUUACAUGCGCAGAGCAUUUCUUUCUUCAAUUUUGCCUUUCAAACCUGAUGCAAUCUUAUUCUUGGGUGACUACUUUGAUGGAGGUCCACGGCUGUCAAAUAAAGAAUGGCAGGAAUCUUUGAGCCGGUUCAAGCAUAUCUUUGAUCUGGGUAAACAAGGAAAAACUAAAGAUAUUCCAGUUUACUACAUUCCUGGAAACCACGACAUUGGCUAUGCUGGCCAUCUUUUCCAUAAGCCAGAGUUUAUAGAGCGUUAUGAAGGCACUUUUGGCAAAAGAAAUUAUAAUUUCACUAUUGGGAAAGUAGACUUUGUUGCAAUUGAUGCCCAAACCAUUGAUGGUAACAUAAAAGACAAUACAACUUCAUUUACUUGGUCAUUUGUGGAUGGCUUAUCCACGGGUGGAAGAACAAAUCCUAGGGUGCUGUUGACCCAUAUCCCUUUGUACCGUCCGGAUUGGACUCCUUGUGGCCCACACCGUUCUUCAGAAAUUAUCAAUCAGAGGAUUUCUCGCUCUGCUUAUGAUCAGAGGAUACUAUACCAGAAUUAUGUCACUAAGGAGUCUGCAGAGCAUAUCUUGGACUCUAUUCAACCUGUACUUGUCCUCUCUGGUCAUGAUCAUGAACAGUGUACAGUCAACCACGAGACAAAACAUGGUACUGUCAAGGAGCAUACUCUCGGGACGGUAAGUUGGCAACAAGGGAACUUCUAUCCAUCGUUUAUGCUCCUAUCUGUAGGCAAUUUUACACAUGCUAAUGGAUCUUCUCAAGAACCAGUCAUACUUACUCAGCUGUGCUUUCUUCCUACGCAACUGUUCAUAUAUAUAUGGUAUAUCAUACUUUUUGUUGUAACUAUUCUUGCUCUGUCAAUUUUGCCUACAUACGACAUAAAUCUCCACUUUGGGCAUCUGAUGACAAAAAUAAACAAAUUGGUCAGAGAAGAUCUUUUUUCAAGUGUAGAAAAGAGAAAAAACGAAGAUGAAAACUGUGAAUAUGAGAUGAUGUGGGAUGCCGAAGGGAGUUUGCAUGUCAUCAAGAAGCUUAGUAAAAACCCCUUUGGUUGUGUCAAAGGAGACGAGCUCAACAGAAAGAGGGAAUGCUGUGAUGCGUGCUGCUAGGAAACAAAUGGUCCUAGAACAAGAGGGUGCAACAAAAGUGGACAUUAGUGGAGAUCCUGGGUCUGAUGUGAAAAACUUGACAAGGUCAAGCAAAUCAUUACUGAGGAUAAUGCUGCAACGAUUCAUUCGUGUACUUGGUAUGGUUUUGGUGAUCGCUGUGGUGAACGUUCCACUUUACAUGAUGCUCUUGUUCAAAGAUUGGGCUGAACAAUGAUGCACUCAGGUCACGGUAGGUCUUUUGUAACAUCUGUGAAUGAAGAACUGGCUAAACAAUUUGAUUAAAGGUACUUUCCCAUUUUACUAGCAGAAUUGAUAGUUCAAAUGAUAUCCUAGCUGUCGUCGUUCACUGCUUUCAUGAUGGUGCUUGUUAUCAGCUUUCUCUAUCUCUGUCUUUUUUCGGGGGCUGGGGAAUAGCUUGUUGUAGUAUCAUGUUACUAUUAAGGUUAAAAUUGUUGUAAAAUCAGAAAAAGGCUUUAAUACUUUUAAUGUCAUGUAACUUUGAAAUUUAGUGAUGUCUAUUAGCUGUUGUAGUGAAGGUCUGGUCGUCUGGAGGAAGUAAGGAGCAUAUCUGUAGUAAUACUUUUACAGUUUUAUCCAGUAUAUUCUUUUGAGUAUUUACAUGGAUUAUGAUCAUGUUGAAUAAUACGUAUGUAAACACCUUUAUUUAUUUAUUUAUUUUUUAUUUAUA
Messenger RNA from Chenopodium quinoa (quinoa), 2335 nucleotides. RefSeq lists its product as uncharacterized. NCBI's taxonomy places the organism in Eukaryota, Viridiplantae, Streptophyta, Magnoliopsida, Caryophyllales, Amaranthaceae. Gene Ontology annotation, biological process: GPI anchor biosynthetic process. Gene Ontology annotation, molecular function: hydrolase activity. The record is from RefSeq and is a predicted model, not a curated record. Gene Ontology annotation, cellular component: endoplasmic reticulum.